UGUAGAAAAUGAAUAAUAAUAAACAAUUCAAUCCGUAUGUCAGCGUUGAUGCUCAGGAAGAAAUAGUUAUCUCUGGUAUCGCUGGACAAUUUCCUAAUUCUGAUAAUAUGAAAGAAUUUGAGGACAAUCUUUUCAAUAAAAUGGAUCUUGGUUCACAGGAUCAUCAACGCUGGACCAAUUAUAUCUAUGAAAUACCUCCUCGAAUAGGAAAAAUGAACAAUAUAGAAAAAUUUGAUGCAGAAUUUUUUAAUAUAUCGGCCGUAGAAGCUCAUGUGCUUGAUCCUGGAGCUAGAAUGUUGCUCGAAAACACUUAUGCAGCAAUUAUUGACGCAAGUAUCAAUCCCGCAGAACUGCAAGGAACAAGGACGGCAGUUAUCACAGCAAUGACAAUUUCUGAUUCAUUUCUCGAUAUAAUAUAUGAAAAGACUCAUGUUGCUGGAUUACCUAUACUUGGUUGUAGUAAAAAUAUGUUGGCAAAUAGAAUUUCUUACUGGCUCAAUAUUACUGGACCAUCGUAUAACAUCGAUACUGCAUGUAGCUCGAGCCAUUUCGCUAUGGUGGAAGCUUACAAUUUGAUUCGAUCUGGAAUUUGCGACGCGGCUAUUGUUGCUAGUGUCAAUUUGUGUCUUAAUCCUUCUGUAACUUAUCUAUCUUAUUGUCUAGGAGUUUUAUCUGGCGAUGGCUACUGUAAACCUUACGAUGAAGAAGGUGCUGGUUACAUGCGUAGUGAUGCGGCUAUAGUAGUAUAUCUGCAAAAAGCAAAGGAUGCAAGAAGAAUUUAUGCGACUUUUGUUUAUGGUAAAACCAACUGCGAUGGUUUUAAAGAAGAAGGAAUUACCUUUCCAUCAUUAGAUAAACAAAAAAUAUUAUUGGAAGAAUUUUAUAAAGAAUGUAACGUUUCGCCUCUUGAGCUAUCUUACCUAGAAGCUCAUGCAACUGGCACCAUAGCCGGCGAUUCCAUGGAGCUUCAAGCAAUCGACAAAGCUUUAUGUAUCAAAAGAGAUUUUCCUCUAUUGAUAGGUACAGUAAAAUCGAAUAUUGGACAUUCUGAAGCCGCUAGUGGUCAUUGUCAAAUUGCAAAGGUUUUAAUAGCAAUGGAAACUAGUAUAAUCCCUCCUACUAUACAUUUUAAACAUCCACGAAAGGAUAUGACUGCUAUCAUUGAAGGAAGAGUAAAAAUAGUCACUGAACCAACAGAAUGGAAGGGUGGCUACGUCGGUAUUAAUUCCUUCGGAUUUGGUGGUGCUAAUUGCCAUUUAUUACUGAAGUCAAAUCCGAAAACAAAAGUUAAUGAAACAAAUAAUAAUUUACCUAAGCUUGUAGUUAUAUCUGGACGUACCGAAGAAGCAAUUAAAAUCAUGUUAGAUGACAUACAAAGUCGAUCAAUAGAUGUAGAAUAUAUAUCUGUCCUGCAUCGUAUUUAUAGUAGCAAUAUAGAAAAUCAUCCCUACAGAGGAUACAUAAUUGCUGGAUCUAAAGCAACUAAUAAUGCAAUAAAGAGAUGUAACUUAUAUAAGAAAAGACCGAUUUGCUUCAUAUUUUCUGGAAUUGGAUCUCAGUGUUUUAACAUGGGUCGAGCUUUAAUGGAAUUUCCAGUAUUCGCUACAGCAAUCCAGAAAUGCAAUACUGUUUUGAAACCUUAUGGUAUAUUUGUCACAGAUAUUCUAAUAAAUAAUGAUAAACAUAUUCUUGAUAACGUAGUCAACUUAUUUGUAGGUCUUAUUGGAUUACAGAUCGGAAUAGUUGAUCUUUUAAUAAGCAUUGGUAUCACUCCUGAUAUUAUAAUGGGUCAUUCCAUUGGGGAAUUGGUUUGUGGAUAUGCCGAUGGAUGUUUGAUGGCCGAAGAAACCAUUAUGUUGGCUUAUUAUGUCGGUUUAGCAUUUUCUGAAUCAAAAAUAAUAGGUGGCUUGAUGGCUGAAAUUAAUUUAGAUUUUAAAACUAUGAAGAAUCUGUGUCCAUCGGAUAUCGAUGUAGCUUGUUAUAAUAGUUCCCAUAAUUAUAUUGUAAGUGGACCAACAAGCUCUGUGAAAGCAUUCCUCACUAAGCUACAGACUGACAACAUUUCUGUAAAAGAAAUUUUCUGUGGACAUGUACCUUUUCAUAGUCGUUACGUCGAGCCUGUGAGAGUUAAACUUUUGGAAUACUUGAAUCAGAUAUUGCCACAGAUAGCCUCUCCGAGCUCAAAGUGGUUGAACGUGUUGAAUGAAUCUUGUGAAUGGUUCAACACAUUUCCAAAUAUCUCAUAUCUAGCAAAAUAUUAUACAAAUAAUCUGUUAACCCCGGUAGUAUUUUCAGAAGCCAUGCAUUUUAUUCCAAACGAUGCUGUGACGAUUGAGAUAGCGCCGCACGACAUUCUACAAUAUAUUCUUAACGAUUCGUUAAAGGCAACUGUGACAAAUGUCGCGUUAUACAAAUUCUCUCACAAACCAAACGUUGAAAUAUUCUUACACGGAAUUGGAAAACUUUAUAAUGCAGGAUUACAGCUGCAAAUCGCAAAUUUAUAUCCGGAAAUUAAGUUUUCUGUGAGUCGUAAUACACCGAUGAUUUCUCAUCUAGCAAGAUGGGAUCAUUCCAAAGAUUGGUAUGUAUACCAUUAUUUUGGACAAAGAAAACUUGACAUUGGAGAAACAAUUGUUACUAUUAAUUUAUUAGAGGAAGAAUUUAUGUAUAUGACCGGGCAUGUCAUUAACGGAAGAAAUUUAUUACCGGCUACAGGAUAUCUUUUCCUGAUAUGGCAAAUGAUCGGCUGGUUAAAAAAGCAAAAUCAUCUCGAUAUACCAAUUGUAUUUGAAGAUGUCAAUUUCCUACGUUCUACAGUUCUGUCAAAGCAAAAUCCAGUCGAUUUAACCCUUAUGAUCCAAAAAGGUAGUUGCAAAUUCGAAAUAAUCGAAGGAGACAGUGCUGUCGUCACUGGAACAGUACGAACUCCACUUAAUAUUGAAGACGAGAAAAUAUGUAGCGCAUUUAUUGAUCGAAAUGACAAUGACAAAGAGGAAAUGAAUAUAAAAGAUAUUUACAAAGAAUUAAAACUUCGUGGUUAUCAAUAUACAGGCGAAUUUCGUGGAUUAAGAAGCGCGUCAAUCAUAGGAAAGAAUGGUCAUAUUGCCUGGACUGAUAAUUGGGUAACAUUUAUAGACAAUAUGUUACAGAUGAUGAUUUUAGGGCAGAAUUCGAGAAGCCUUUUUGUACCAACAAGAAUUCUUAAAGUAAUAAUUGAUCCAAAAUCUCACAUAAAACAUAUUGAAAAACUUUCAAAUGGAAAAAAACAAGUCCUUGUACAAAAUUAUAAGCACUUAGAUGUUUUGAUAUCUGGAGGAAUAGAAAUACACGGCGUGAUAGCUACAGUUAUAUCUCGUCGACAAAAUGUAGCCAAUCCCGUUUUUGAAGAAUACAAGUUUGUUGCUCAUCGAGAUCUAAAUGUGAUAUCUUUGCAAGAUGCAAUAAGAAUGUCGGUACACAUUGCACUUGAAUGUCACAAUAUGAUAAAUGUAAAAAUCAUCGAAUUUAUCGAAAAAAGCGAUCAAGUGAUGCCAGAGAAUUUAAGUUCUUUAUAUGUUUAUAAAAUUUUAGACGACUUACCGCAAAUUUGUUACAAUAUCAAAGUAGCGAUCAAUGAACGAUUCAAAGAUAUUCCUUUGCCUGACAAUAUUUCUACGAUAGAAUUUGAUAAUCUGAAAAAUGAAAAUUGUUUGAUGAUCAUGGGUUUCGGAAUUUUAACAAAAAAUAGAAACGAUUUAUACGAACAAUUGUUAUCUGGCAUUAUGUCAAAAGGAUUUCUUCUGACAUUGGAAGAGUUAAAUGCUAUCUACGAUUAUUCAUGUUUGGACAAAUAUGGAUUAAAAGUAAUUUUGGAAAAACGCACCAACGAUAAGACAAUUAUAUUAUUAAGAAAAAUACAAGAUUUUAAGAUAAAUCAGCAGAUUGUGCAUUCGUCGCAGAAGGAGACUUCGAAUGCGGUUUACUCGGCCUUGUUAAUUGUUUAA
Molecule: messenger RNA, 3983 nt
Organism: Camponotus floridanus (Florida carpenter ant)
Lineage: Eukaryota; Metazoa; Arthropoda; Insecta; Hymenoptera; Formicidae
Product: fatty acid synthase
Exons: 13
Coding region: 9-3983 (1324 amino acids)
Biological process (GO): fatty acid biosynthetic process
Molecular function (GO): fatty acid synthase activity; 3-oxoacyl-[acyl-carrier-protein] synthase activity
Source: RefSeq, a predicted model, not a curated record